CGCGAAUAAUUACUUCAACUAAAAGAGCGGCUGAGAUAAUAUCAAGAAAGUAAAAGAGGAUAUGUGAAAAACAGGUAAUUGGCUCUUUCUUGAAAAAAAAAAAAAAACUUUCUCGCAGCGAUAUCCAAGAGUGGAUUGUAAAAAGAGCUCUGGUGGAUUGUCCGGGCUCUAAUCAAGGAGAAGUGCGAGAGAUAAACGGAAAAGGAACGUCAAUCCAGCAAUACGGAAAGAGAAAAGCAGGAUCAUUUUUGAUGCGCGACGAGGCAAAACCGUAUAAAUUGUUGUUUGCGAUAAAUGCAGAAUUGGAAAGCAAGUAUUACUUUAGAAGACAUUACUUUUUGAGGGUCACCAUUCUUUUCAAUUUCUUUGAUAAUGGGAUAUUGAGAAAUUGAAGAGAAAGGGAAUAUAUAAAUAUACAAAUAAUUGUCACACCAAAAAUUGCUAGUAAACAGAGACGAUUAAAGAAUCAAAUAGUUAAAGCGGACAUGAAUUUGGGAUUACAAUUGUCAUCGUGACAUAUCUGCCACAUUGUCGCAUAUCACCGUCACGUGCGUGAAGUCAAUCCCGUUUCUCUUCGGCUGUCAAGUUCUCUCGAAUAACAGUUUUCUCUGCGUCACGUGACGAUAUUGGCGAUCUAGGACAGGCGAUCAACUACUGUCUAGACAGUUAUCAAACAUACAAUUUGAACGUUGCAACGAGAUAUCAUAAAGAAAACCGUAACCAUCUCCGAUGAAAUCAGCGACUUGACACAGCAUCACGUAUAUUGCUGAUACGCGUUCCGGACGAAGACUAGAACCGCAACAAGCACCACGAGGCAUCGUGAGACGAGAACGAUCGGCGACGGUAAAGAAGGAGAAUAUAAGGAGAGGGAGAGGAGGGAGAAAAAUCAAGAAGAAAGUGUCACGGCGGGGAAUCUUGUCAGUGAGUGGUGGACUGUGGUGCAGAUCGCGGGGCAUUGCGCGCGUGUGUGACAAGGAUUCUCGCGGGGGAGGAGAGACGCGCAGGACGACGACGAAGCAAAAGAGGAAGGGGUGCAGGUUGGACAAGCACGCGCGGCCGAGACUUGCGCUCGAUACGGCACGCGCGCGAUUCGACCCGAUCAUCGCUUCCGAUCACCACCGGCCGGCACCUGAUCCGGAAGUAGACCUUGUGACCUUGUGGGCCCGACCUUGGAAAUUGGCGCCACUGUCGUUCGCGAAGCAUCGUCGGGAAUCCGCGACGCGAAACUUACGCGACUGCCGUAAAGGACGCGCAAGUGUUCGAGAGAGGAAAUAGAAGCAUUUUUACUUGGCCUGUUUAAUCACUACAGGGAGAGACGUCCUUUUUUCUCUGGGAACGAAGAAGAGUUGUCAGUGAUCAAAUCACCUGUCACGCCGAUGGAAUGAUUCAAUAUGUCUAGAUCAUCACUGGUGAUUUUCGUCGCGUUAUGCGCGACAUGCAGCCGCGCGGAUUUUUUCGGCGAGAAAAAGGAAGUGGUAUACGAUUUAAUGGAGGCGUCGGUGUCGUCAAUGACGGACGAUAACAAUCUUUAUAUAGAUGACGGUCUGGACGGAUUCCCGGCGUUUGGCUUCCGACCCGGAUCCGAGGUGAAACAACCGCACAGAUUGUACCUCCCGGAAAAGUUGCCAGCCGAGUUCACUCUAGUGGCCACAUUUAAGCCGACCUCUUUCCGUACGAGCUACCUCUUUGCCGUCCUUAAUCCCUUCGAAACCGUCGUCCAAUUGGGCAUUAGAAUUUCGGACGGACCGGGCUCGAACCAGAACGUCUCGCUGGUCUACACGAAUUCGGAUGAGCAUUCGCACUCGGAGGAGGUGGCGAAAUUUACCGUGCCGAAGCUUACGAAGAAGUGGUCGAAGAUCGUCAUUAAGGUUUCCACAACCGAUGUCACCUUCUACCUCAAUUGCCACGAGAUGGCACGACAGAGGGUCACCAGAAUCCCCCAGGAAUUAGUAUUCGAUACCGCCAGUACGCUCUACAUCGCGCAAGCUGGGCCCCACAUCCAGGAACGAUACGAUGGUCUGCUGCAAUCUUUGAAGUUAUACUCCGGCCAUCCUCCGGAUCUUGUAAAAUGCUCUGCUGACUUUGACUUUUCAGCAGACGAUGAGCUCGGCUCUGGUGAUUACGAUAUCAACUUGUUCGAUGGUUCUGGCAACGCUGAUUUGAAUAAGAUCAGUCGGGAUGCGGACGAAGAUAAAAGUGAGGAGAGUAAUCCGCCGCCAUUCAUCACACCCCCGCCCCCGAAUCCAGAUUAUAAAGGUCCGAAAGGCGACAAAGGCGACAAGGGGGAUAAAGGGGAGAGUGUCAGGGGUCCCCCAGGCCCUCCAGGCCCACCUGGUCGCGAUGAGGAUUGGCUAAUGAAGAUACCACAGGGACCACCUGGUCAGAAAGGAGACCCUGGCACUUGUGCCUGUAACGGUACGGCCUUAAUGUCUUCCUUUACGAUGCCGAAGAUGAUACAAGGGCCGAAGGGUGAGCCAGGAGUGCCGGGACAGGAAGGCAAACAGGGCUUGAUGGGUCUCACGGGUGUGGCAGGACAGCCGGGGGAAAGGGGGUUGCCCGGCCCGUUCGGGGCGAAAGGUGACAAGGGUGAUAUUGGGAUAAUGGGGCCGGAAGGUCCCCAAGGUCAAAAGGGCGAACCGGGUCGCGACGGAAUUCCCGGCGAAAAAGGCGCGCAGGGUCCGCCGGGACCGCCUGGGAAAGGAGAAUUCUCUAGUUAUGACCCUAGUUGGAAACCUCGAAAUAUUUAUAGGACGGAAGGAGGUAUCACGAUGAGGCCGGGACUCCCAGGACAGAAAGGUGAACCAGGCAUCUCAGGGAAUCCUGGUCCUAAAGGUGAGGCUGGAAUACCAGGGUCUAAGGGUAUCAAGGGCGAGCCAGGACACAAAGGUGCCAAGGGUGACCAUGGGAAGGACGGUCCCAGAGGAAUUCAAGGUUUCAAGGGUGAACCAGGCGCAGCUGGUGCACCUGGUCUGCCUGGUGCACCUGGCGAGAAUGGACGACCGGCGGAGAAGGGCGAUAAGGGCGACACAGGACCCGAAGGCAAACCGGGACCUCCAGGACCAGCCGGACCACCUGGUGGUUCAUCGAAUGGUCCCGGUGAGGUAAUCAUAGGGGAUCUAGGAUUCGGCACAAAGGGCGACAAAGGAGAUACUGGAGCGCGCGGAUAUAAAGGAGAUAAGGGCACGAAGGGCGAGAAAGGCGAUAAGGGUGAUUCUGGUCCAGCUGGUGUUCCCGGAAUAAAUGGUAUUCAAGGGCCUCAAGGAGAUAAAGGCGAACCUGGUAAAGACGGGAUAUCAGGAUUACCCGGCAUACCUGGCUCUAAGGGCGAUAGAGGCGAAAGAGGUCCUCCUGGAGCCACUACCAUUGCUAAUUCCGGCGAUUAUAUCACUAUCAAAGGCGAGAAAGGCGCGGAAGGAAAACGGGGUAGGAGAGGGCGACCUGGACCGCCCGGUCCUGUGGGUCCUCCCGGCAAACCAGGAACUAUGGGAGAGAUUGGUCUACCAGGAUGGAUGGGUCGUCCUGGGACACCUGGAAUUCCGGGAAGUAUCGGACCAAUGGGACCCAAGGGAGAAAAGGGGGAGCCCGGCGCACCGAGUCCUUACGGUGUUACCGUCGGUAUCAAAGGCGAUAAAGGAGUCGAUGGUUUUCCCGGAAUUCCUGGCCAGCCGGGAAGAGAGGGCCAAAGGGGACCUCCAGGACCACCUGGACCUCCUGGACCACCGUCCCAAGGGAAAUACAUGCCAGUUCCGGGACCUCCAGGUCCUCCUGGACCCCCUGGUCCGCCUGGAUUGUCCUUAAUCGGACAGAAAGGCGAACCCGGGAUCGGUAGAAGUCACGUUUUCGGUGAAAGGGAUUAUUACGGCUCUAGACAAGGACCCAGAAGUAGUCUGGACGAAUUGAAAGCUCUACGUGAACUCAAGCAAUUGAAAGAAUUAAAAGAGCAAUUAGGAGUUGUCACUGCCGCUACAAGGGGGCCUUUAGAAAGUACAACGAAAAUUGUGCCAGGAGCUGUUACAUUCCAAAAUACUGAAGCCAUGACAAAAAUGUCUAGUGUUAGUCCAGUUGGAACUCUCGCUUAUAUCAUAGACGAACAAGCUUUGCUAGUCAGAGUUAACAACGGAUGGCAAUACAUAGCACUCGGAUCACUUUUGCCCAUCACAACGCCAGCACCCCCAACUACAGCACCGCCACCAGCAAAUCCCCCCUUCGAAGCGUCGAAUUUGAUUAACCAAAUACCCGUGAAAGCUGACGGAACGGGGUGGUAUCCGCGAAUGUUGAGAAUGGCUGCAUUGAAUGAGCCAUUCACUGGAGAUAUGCACGGUAUACGAGGAGCAGAUUAUGCUUGCUAUCGACAAGCUAGGCGAGCAGGCUUGAGAGGUACAUUCCGCGCUUUCCUCAGCUCUCGGGUUCAAAACGUCGAUAGUAUCGUCAGAUUAGGAGAUCGAGAUCUGCCUAUAGUUAACAUAAAGGGCGAUGUGCUAUUCAAUUCUUGGAAAGAGAUGUUCAACGGAAAUGGGGCGUAUUUCUCUCAGAAUCCCAGAAUCUACAGUUUCAACGGGAAGAACAUUCUUACCGACUUUGCAUGGCCUGAGAAAAUCGCAUGGCAUGGCUCUCACAAACUUGGCGAUCGGGCGAUGGACACUUAUUGCGACGCCUGGCACUCGAGCAGCUCAGAUCGCUACGGAUUGGGCUCGCCAUUGACUGGCGGCCGGUUACUGGAACAAGUGCGAUACUCGUGCGAUAAUAAAUUCGCGCUGCUUUGCAUCGAGGUGACGAGCGAAAUAGUGAGGAGACGGCGGAGCGUCGACGAUCAACCGGAAGACGACGUCGAGAUGACAGAAAACGACUAUGCGGAAUAUUUGGAAGAACUUAUGCAAUACUGAACACUCACUCUCUCUCUUUCUCUCGAUUAUCACCGUCACUUGUAAUGCGAAAACCAAGCCGUCAUAUCGAUAUAAUACAUAUCGCGAAAUAAUAACGCGCGAGCAGCAACGUCUCAUCUUAUUUCCGAGAUUCUAUAUCAAAGGUAUAUAAUUACUUCCGUCACGAGUACACUAACCAUCCGCUUCAACCACAUAUCUCAGUUCUCUUUCUUAUCUCAAUCCUUUCUAAAGAUAAAAAGAAGACUGAUCGUCUAGAUAUUCAUUCGUCAGUGUUUCGAAUAUUCCUAUCAGAUACUCAAUUUAUCAGUCAGUUUCGAGAGUUUCGAUCGUUCGAAGAUCUCUUUGUGAAGCCAUCGCCGCUCAACGUUCGUUAAGCGUAUCCCUUCAUCACGAUUAAACGUCCAAAAAUAUUUAUAGGUCAUCACAUGAACGACGUGACCUCGGACAUACGCGUGCACGAUUCGCUAAGGCGUAAAAAAGCGUCUAGUUUUUUUCUCCUUCUCAUUAAACACACACCAGAACAUUACAAUAUCCAUUCGGCAAUUUUUAAUUCAUCAAAAAGCCAGAAAAAUUCAAAUGAAUAAUUUUUACAAUUUGAUAGUUUGUAUCAAAGAUCGAGGACUUGAAUUCGAAACGAUAUUAAUUUUAAAAAUCAAAAAUUUUCGGGAAAGAAAAUUAAUUUGUUAUAUAAUUUAUUUUUUCUAUUUUUUUUCCUUUCUUUAUUUUACAUAUAACUUAUAUUAGAAAACGCAUAUAUUUCACAAUAAAAUAUAUUUUUUUAUUAAUUAUAAUACUUUUCAAAAAACUAUAAAUAUGAAUAUUGUUAUGAGGCAUAAUUUAAAAUUUAUAAUUAAGAAUUUAAAUAUGAUUCUUUUUCGUUUUUACAAUAAAAAAAAAAUUAAAUUUUCGUAUCAUACUUUUUCACAUUAGAUCGAAACAAUUUAAUUUUAAUUUUUCUGAAUUUAAUACAGUUUGGAAUUCAAAUCCCAAAUAAUUCAUCUAAAUCUCUCGUUUCUGAUACUCUAAUAUAAAAUAACUGACAUAAUUAUACAUGCCAUUAAAUGAUUAAAAUACAAAUAAUACGUUUGGCACACGAGCGUUAUGAAUGCAGACUAUACCAUUUAUAAACAAAAAAUAAUUACCUAACACUGCUAAAUAAACCUAAACGAAGUUCAUACCCGCGCGAUCAAGUUGCAUUUACAUUUUAGCUGAUACAUAUUGAGUGUGUAUGUUAGAUAUAAGAGACACAUCGAUUUAAGGAGUUUCAGACGACGGCGAGUCGCUAUCGAAGAUUUAUGCUCCGUGUAUUAACAAAUAGGUCAAUAAAAAUGAAAAAUUAUUUACUUGUCAAAUCACACAUCGAUCGUUUUCGGGAUAGCUUCCAUAAUCGAUUUAUUUAUAAGUCUUGAAAGAAGAAUGGUCAUAAAUAUUUUCAAAAAAUUGAAAACUAUUAUUUAUACAGGGUGUCCCAGACUUAAACCGAUAAACUUCAGGUGGUUAUAAAAGACACUAAAACAAGCCAAUUUUGCCAAUAAACCCGUGUCUGUAAAUGAGUCGUUUUGGCACUAGAGAAAGUUUAACAAAAGAAUCUCGCGAAUCCGAAAAUUCUGUUUUUGAUGAAACUUUACACUUAAAUGUAAAGGAAUAAAAUAGGUGAAUUUAGAAAUUUUCAGUUGCGACUCAUUAACGAUUUUAAGAGAUAAAAUCGCUCCUUAUAUAGAGCGAUUUUUUGUUUUUUGCUUUUUUUUCGAUAUAUCACGAAAAUUAUUCAGAUAUCAAAAAAUGUUUUAUAUAAAAGUUUCAUAGUAAAAACAUCUCUAUUUAACCACAUCAAUAAAAUUUAGAAAAAUUUUUUUGCCUUUGCUAGUCUUUGAUUUUCUUGAUGAUCUUCAUUUGCGGACACAGGAUUAUUGACAAAAUUUUUUUGAUGUUCUUUAUAACAAUCUGAAGUUUGUCAAUCUAAUUUUGGGACAUUCUAUGUAUACAGGAUGUCCGGCGUCAAUCACAUCACCCGUCGUGUGCAGAUAGAGCAAAUAAAACUGAGAAGAAAAGUCCUGUACCAUUUUUUUCGAUAACGCUUAAUAGAAGAGUUAUUAUUGAGUGAAGUCUGGCAAUUCAGCGCCGACCUUUAGCUGGACACACGUCAAUGAGCCGCGCGUCUGACAUGUGUGCGUGAACGCUCAGCUGUUUACAGCGCGUCACUGAUGUGCGCCCGGCUAAAGAUCGGCGAUGAUUGGUCAGACUUUACUUAAUAAUAACUCUCUUAUUAAGCGUUAUAGAAAAAAAUUGUACAGAACUUUUCUCCUCAGUUUUAUCUGCUCUACCUGCAUACGAGGGAUGAUGCGAUUGACACCGGACAAUCUGUAUAUAAAAAAAUGAAAACUUACGACUUCAUUACGAUUUCUUUUCUUGAAAUGAAUAUUCAUACAUGCACUUACCAAAUAUCCUUUGAUGUAAUCAUUAACUUCGAAUUUCAUAUUUGAUGCAAUAUCUCAUCCGAUCCAUACAUCCCUCAUCAGUUAUUCUAAAAACAUAUAAACAAAUAAAAUUUAGCAAAGCUCCAUAAUAUUGUUAUGCAAAAAACAGCUAUAAUAAUAAUUUAUAUAUCUCUUAUUCGCGUACGAGAUAUUCUUUUCUCAGUUAUUUGUACAAAAUUUAAGAAUUUUGUCUAGCGUUACACCGAGCAUAAAUCGAAUCUAAGUCAGUGUCUAUAACUCAAAGGAGAGGUAUACGUAUACUGUUAACGUUAACUUAAUUUAUUACAAUUAUUACGUAGAGACCGCAAUCAUGAAACUAUCACAAUAUGUAUACUUAGGUUAUCAACAAUGCUUAUUAGCGUAUAUUUCCUACGUACAUGCAUACGUGAAAUUUUUUAAAUGUCUGUAGUAAUUCGUGGCAUCCAAAAACGUGAUUAUUGAUGUCUUACUAUAUGAAUUUAUGCACAUAUCGGAGCGUAUAUGUAUAUGCAUUUUCGCGCGCGCGCUUAAUUUCAUAUCUUAAGGCAUGUACACAAUCCAUGUCACGUGUGUGUCAAUCGAUUGUCCUUCGAUAUAGUUUGCACUGAAAAUGUUUCGUUUCCAAAUUUUGUAUUAUUUGUACACUUUAUUAUUGUCUUUCUAAAUAAAAGAGGAAAAGGAA
This is a messenger RNA of Cataglyphis hispanica, 8021 nucleotides long. It is a transcript of the gene Mp, whose product is annotated as collagen alpha-1(XVIII) chain. The coding region runs from base 1392 to 4883 and encodes 1163 amino acids. The record is from RefSeq and is a predicted model, not a curated record. NCBI's taxonomy places the organism in Eukaryota, Metazoa, Arthropoda, Insecta, Hymenoptera, Formicidae. The transcript is spliced from 23 exons.